Molecule: messenger RNA, 3245 nt
Organism: Mirounga angustirostris (Northern elephant seal)
Lineage: Eukaryota; Metazoa; Chordata; Mammalia; Carnivora; Phocidae
Gene: NCK2
Product: NCK adaptor protein 2
Exons: 9
Coding region: 949-2091 (380 amino acids)
Biological process (GO): negative regulation of PERK-mediated unfolded protein response; positive regulation of endoplasmic reticulum stress-induced intrinsic apoptotic signaling pathway; negative regulation of endoplasmic reticulum stress-induced eIF2 alpha phosphorylation
Molecular function (GO): receptor tyrosine kinase binding; signaling adaptor activity
Source: RefSeq, a predicted model, not a curated record
CCGCCGCCGCCGCGGGGAUCGUCAGGCCGGAGCCGCGCGGCCGAGCGGGCGGCGGGAGGGCUCGGCGGCGGGAGGCUCGCGGCGGCCGGCCGGCGGGGUCCGCCCGGGCCGGCAGCGUCCGCCGAGCGGCGGGAGGAGGGAGCGGCGCAGACAAAGAGCGGCGCCUGGGCGGGCGCUGAGCGGCCGCCGCCCCGGGACCCGCGCCGCUGCCCUCCGGCGUCGGCGGGCGGCCCACGGCGAGUAGGCUCCACGCCCAUCGUGAGCCCAACACGGGGGCCUGAACUCACCACCCCUAGAUCAAGACCUGAGCUGAGAUCAAGGAUCAGAUGCUUAACCGACUGAGCCACACAGAGGCCCCACAAACUAUUUCCAUCUGUAUAAGAGAGACCAGCAGUAACCGAGGAAACAGCUGUGGAUACCAGCAGUAACCAAAGAGAUGGUACUGUGGACUGGCCGAGAGAAGGCCUUAGGUAUGCAGCACCAGCAGCUCCCAACAUGGAACUAUGGACCAAACCAGCAGAUUCCAACAGGAAUAGAAGGCUACAGGAUGUCAUUUCUAAGGGGUUGUAGAUGUGCUCCAGAAACAUAGGCCAUUGUCUGUAAAAUGAUGAGGUCAUGAUUCAGAGAUGGAUUCAUGUGGAGAGAACUUAAGCUUUAGACGUGGUAAGCCAUCUGGCCGAAAGACAGAGCCAAGCAGGGGUGGAGUUGGCAUUUCAUUCCAGAGCCAAAGCUCGUUCACCAAAUCAGAUUUCCUAUGUUCCUUUUAUACAAGUGAUUGCCCAGAUCAUAAUUCUCUGCUGAGAUUUGGGUUGGAUUCAAGAAUUUGGAGAACUCCUGCAGCUUUGUAACUUCAGGCGUGUGACCAGCAGAGAACUUCACCUUUUGAGGAGUUCUGUAUUUUGCCAGUCAUCUCUUACAACUGAGUGCCAAAGAAGGACUCCAUGAAAGAUGACAGAGGAAGUUAUUGUGAUAGCAAAGUGGGACUACACUGCCCAGCAGGACCAGGAGCUGGACAUCAAGAAAAACGAGCGCCUAUGGCUGCUGGACGACUCUAAGACAUGGUGGCGGGUGAGGAACGCGGCCAACCGGACGGGCUACGUGCCCUCCAACUACGUGGAGAGGAAGAACAGCCUGAAGAAGGGCUCCCUUGUGAAGAACCUGAAGGACACGCUAGGCCUCGGCAAGACCAAGAGGAAGACGAGCGCACGGGAUGCAUCCCCCACGCCCAGCACGGAUGCCGAGUACCCCGCCAACGGGGGCGGCGCCGACCGCAUCUACGACCUCAACAUCCCCGCCUUCGUCAAGUUCGCCUAUGUGGCCGAAAGGGAGGACGAGCUGUCCCUGGUGAAAGGGUCACGCGUCACCGUCAUGGAGAAGUGCAGCGACGGCUGGUGGCGAGGCAGCUACAAUGGGCAGAUUGGCUGGUUUCCCUCCAACUAUGUCCUAGAGGAGAUGGACGAAGCGGCUGCCGAGUCCCCCAGCUUCCUGAGCCUGCGGAAGGGCACCUCCAUGAGUAAUGGCCAGGGCGCCCGGGUCCUGCACGUGGUGCAGACGCUGUACCCCUUCAGCUCCGUCACUGAGGAGGAGCUCAACUUCGAGAAGGGGGAGACCAUGGAGGUGAUUGAGAAGCCCGAGAACGACCCUGAGUGGUGGAAGUGCAAAAACGCCCGGGGGCAGGUCGGCCUAGUCCCCAAGAACUACGUGGUGGUCCUAAGCGACGGGCCCGCCCUGCACCCCUCGCAGGCGCCGCAGAUAAGCUACGCGGGCCCUGCAUGCAGCGGGCGCUUCGCGGGCCGAGAGUGGUACUACGGGAACGUGACGCGGCACCAGGCCGAGUGCGCCCUCAACGAGCGGGGCGUCGAGGGCGACUUCCUCAUUAGGGACAGCGAGUCUUCGCCCAGUGAUUUCUCCGUGUCGCUGAAAGCAUCAGGGAAGAACAAACAUUUCAAGGUGCAGCUCGUGGACAAUGUCUACUGCAUCGGGCAGCGGCGGUUUCACACCAUGGACGAGUUGGUGGAACACUACAAAAAGGCACCUAUCUUCACCAGUGAGCACGGGGAGAAGCUCUACCUCGUCCGAGCGCUGCAGUGACGGCCCCGCCCGCAGCCCCUGCCACCUCCAGGCCCUCGGUGCCGCACCCGCGUCCCCAGCGCCCGGCGGAUCUGCCCCAGGACGAAGCCGCGCUCGCGGGCCCUCGGGCGGCGGGCUCCGCUCGGGCCGGUGGUUCAUCGGUUCUUGGCUUCCUUUGCCUCGUUUACCUUUGCGUGCAGGUCGGUUCGUUUUUCCACUCGCCUCCCCUUGCCAGGCCGGGCCCUGACACCCACUUUCCGGCCUGCGCUCCUCCCGGCCAGGUUUCCAGAACGGGAGGUGGAAGAGGGCGAUGUUCGAUCACGUUACUCCUGCUCAACUGAAAACAGCCUCAGUCUGUUCAGGUUGUCGUGCUAACAGACCCCUCGUUAGACAGACGGCGGGCACAGCUGGAACGCACCGAAGCUGCCGUUAAUUAAGCGAACUACGGAAAGCCGGGGCCGGGCGCUCCUGCAGACGUCCGUGGCCCUGGGCCCGGCAGCCGCGACUCCGUGCCCUUUGCCCUUGCGUGGCUUCCAGACCGUCCAGGGAGUGGGCACGGCUGCUGGUAGCAAUACCGGAACCACGAGAUACGAGAGUAGUGAGGGAAGUCCAGUGCCUUCGGGGCUAUGCUUGCAAUAAGAGAAUUUCCUUGAAAGUCCGUCUGCAGAAGCGAGACCCGUGACUCAAAAAGACAGAUGUUGUGGUCGUUUAUCCCCCAGAUGUGCCAUCCGCAUAGUGCUUUUUCCUCUCGCCCUUCGGCUUGUUUAAAUUUCACAAUUAUGUAUUUAAUUCUCAAAAUAAUAUGUAUCCGUAGCCAUUUGUUGACACUAAUACAGAUGAUUAAGGAAAACAGCUGAUCUUUGGGGAAGGGGAGCUACUGUACACUUUACACGCACACACACACACACCAUAUAUAUAUAUAUAUAAUAUAUAUAUAUUAUUUGCUUUACAGGGAAUUUUUCAGGGUUUACAAGAGAAUAUGUGAUUGGUAGUAAGAGACACAGAAUGUUUAUGAAGAAAUUGCAUUUUCUUUUUUCUUUACAUUUGAACUUCUUUAUAGUUUAAAUAUACAGUCUUGAGAUGGCACAUUCCUACAACUGAAGAAGGGGUCUUGAGACCUCCUAAACUUGCAUACUCAGUUUUUUGGAUAUUGUAAUAAAAAAAAAAAAGUAUUA